This is a messenger RNA of Macrosiphum euphorbiae (potato aphid), 453 nucleotides long. Lineage: Eukaryota; Metazoa; Arthropoda; Insecta; Hemiptera; Aphididae. The record is from the annotation of a GenBank genome assembly.
AUGCUCUCGGCCAACAGCAUCACGUCAUUCGUCACCGCUCUCAUCUGCACCCUGUCUUGCAUAGCCGACGCCAACGCCGGUAUCGAUUGCUUCAAGUGCGUUUCUCUGGAAUGGCAGAACCGCGCUUGCGACGAUCCGUUCCACAACAACUUCAGCUCGGGACUUUUGGAGUCGCCGUGCAUGGGUGGGCGGAAAGGCCGCAACGGUCUGUUUCCGGCUACUGCGUGCAUCAAGCUCACCGGUUACUACAAAGCUACCGGACAGCACGUUACGGUUAGAGGAUGUGCAUUGGAUAGCGGCACCUUGACCACAGACACAGAAAUUAUUCGAAUGUCGCAUUGCGGAGGAUUCUAUUUCGAUGACAAGUACGUUGACGGCUGUUUGCAGAGUUGCGACGACGCGGACGGCUGCAACCCGCACCGCCGCCCAAGUCUCUGGACACGACGCUGCUGA